Thyridium curvatum is the source of this 468-nucleotide messenger RNA. RefSeq lists its product as uncharacterized. The transcript is spliced from 3 exons. The record is from RefSeq and is a predicted model, not a curated record. Lineage: Eukaryota; Fungi; Ascomycota; Sordariomycetes; Thyridiales; Thyridiaceae. The coding region runs from base 1 to 468 and encodes 155 amino acids.
AUGCGCGCUUCUCUUAUCUCCGUCAUCUUUCCGGCUCUGGCCGCCGCUGGGCCUAUCAUCGAGGCUCGCGGUCCCAACGAGGGCGUCUACCUGACAAAUUGCCUGCGCUUUGAGCCCGGUAUCAACUACAGCGAGAUGGACUACUACACGGACGCUAAGCACAAGUCUCAAAACGGCGAGCGUCCAAACGACCUUACCUAUCUUGGCGGCUACAAGGGCGAAUACACACCAGGCAAGGACUUCCGCGUGAAGUGGGAAGGACAGCACGUCUGCGGAACAUUUUCCAGCAGCGGCGAGGUCUUCUGCUCCAACAUUGUUGCCAAUGGAGGAAGUCUUGCGGACGGUGCCUUUGCGGGAACUGGCCACAACAAAGAGACAAAUUUCAACUGCUACAAAGACACUGGCCGCACCCUUUACAGCUCAACUGGUAUUCUAUGUCAUGCCAUGUAUUACUGCUUUGAUGCUUAG